Rubroshorea leprosula is the source of this 881-nucleotide messenger RNA. NCBI's taxonomy places the organism in Eukaryota, Viridiplantae, Streptophyta, Magnoliopsida, Malvales, Dipterocarpaceae. The record is from the annotation of a GenBank genome assembly.
AUUUUCUUGAACAAUUAUUUCUUUAUGAACAGUUAUUUCUUCAAAAUUUAUGGCUGCAGGAUAAGCAAUAAAAUGAUUGUUAUGAUAAGCAAUAAAUUUAUAUAUACCUUUUGACCUGCCUAAAGGGACGUUGUUCCAUCUUCUUGACAGAGAAAAUUUUUUUGGUAAAUGCUAAAAUUAGCCAAAUUCGCACAAGAAAUGAAUGGUGGUAUGCAUCAUGUGGUCCAAAUUGCAAGAAAAAGGUCUCUCCUAGAGAAGCAUACAUGUGGUGUACUAAAUGUGCAAAGAAAGUUGAAUAUCCAGUACCCAGGUAUCGUUUGGAAUUGGUGGUUGGUGAUAACACUGGGGAGACAAUCUUUGUUCUUUUUGAUGAUGUUGCUUUUGGACUAAUACAACUUAGUGCUACAGAAAUAAUUGAUAAACACAUUGUUAAUGAUGAUGAAGAAUAUCAACUCCCUCCAGCAUUGUUGAAUUUGAUAGAUACUACUCAUGUAUUUCAAUUGAAGGUAAGCAGUUUCAGUAAAGCUGGUGGAGUUGAGUCUUUUAUGGUUAACAAGAUGGUUACUGAUUCCAAGAAACAUGAAAAUACCUCUUCAAAUGAUAAUGCUACAAUUGAUUUGGGAAAAUCAAAUGCAAUUGGUCAAUCAUCAGAUUCAUCAAGUAAAAAUCUAACAAAUGUGCAUGAGGAAGGCAAGUCCGAAAAGAGCUUGAUAAAGAGAAGAAGACUUUUGCUUUCAAAAGAAAGUGAUGAUGAGGAGAUAAGAGAAGACCCAAUACAAUGGGAUGACAAGGACACAAAAUAAGAUUUUGAUAAAUAUAUUGUAUUAGUUCAUUAAAUUUCAUAGACAUCUAUAGUAGUCAAAUAAAAUUUUGAAGCUUUU